Messenger RNA from Harpegnathos saltator (Jerdon's jumping ant), 969 nucleotides. It is a transcript of the gene bonsai, whose product is annotated as 28S ribosomal protein S15, mitochondrial. Gene Ontology annotation, molecular function: RNA binding; structural constituent of ribosome. The coding region runs from base 82 to 903 and encodes 273 amino acids. Gene Ontology annotation, biological process: mitochondrial translation. Lineage: Eukaryota; Metazoa; Arthropoda; Insecta; Hymenoptera; Formicidae. The record is from RefSeq and is a predicted model, not a curated record. Gene Ontology annotation, cellular component: mitochondrial small ribosomal subunit; ribosome. The transcript has 4 exons.
CUUAAAUAUAGUUCAUGUCGUUGCGUCAAGUGUUUGUACGAGUUUUAGGUUAGGAGUGAGAAUUUUGACAAUUGAAGGAAAAUGACGAGCGUAAUGUUAAAUAAUUGCAAACGAGCGACGAGGAUAACGGCGAGUCUGUUGAAGAGCGGCGAUAACCUUGCGAAGAGACGGUAUGCCACUUUGGAAGACUACAAAAUCACCUGGACGCGGCCCGAGAAAGUUUCGCCUCUGUCACCUCAAAAGUCCGGUGAUCAGGGAAUAGAUGUCGACGUCAAGGAGUCCGACAUGCCCGAAAUUUACAGGGAAUCGCCCGAAAUGAAGGACGCCAGUGAAAUUGUUAAGAGAAUGUUUACGUUAAAAUUUCUACCGCUGAAGGCGACGAACGAUGUCAUGAAGACGAAGAUUGUCAAUAGAGUGCGGAGAUACAAUAGUGACGUUCUCUCACCAGAAGUUGGAGUUGCCAAAUGCACCACCAAAAUACUCCGGUUUCGGAAGCUUUACGAGAAAAAUCCUACGAAUGGCAGAAUAAAAACUAUAUUGAAGGAAUCGAUUGACCAGCGACGUCAUCAAUUAGCCAAAUUGAGGAAACUGGAUUACAGAUGUUUCGAGUACACCUUGGAGAAGCUGAACCUUGUUUACAAACCACGUCCCGAACUUCCUACUCAAAUCGCUAAGAAAGAAUCUCUGACGCGGUUAACGGAGAAGCACUGCAAUAAGAUCGUGCAAGAGAAAUUGGACGCUUACAGGGUAGAGCUAAAGAUGCAGCAGAAGAAUUUCUACAUUGAGAAGGCAGAGAAGCUCGCAUUUAUUAGGAAAGAGGAGAUAGAGUGCGGCUUGGAACCAACGGUGAGCGAAGAGGACGUGGCGCGUGCCAAGCAGAAAGCAAUGGAAUACCAAACGUAAUUUUAAUCGAUGAAGUCUAUAGAUUAUUUACAAAUUGUACAUCAUUAAAAAGAGUUUACAUUAUUA